AUGCAGCACCAGGGCAUUCAGAUCAAUGCCUAUGAUGAUGACUACGAUGACGAGGAGAGUCACCAGGACGGAUACAGCGCUCUCUUGAAUGGGGGUCAGGAUACUCCUCGACCCUCGAUAGAUCUGCUUCGUCCGCCGGAGGAAGAUGCUAGGUCGGUAAAUCUUUGA
Messenger RNA from Monascus purpureus, 168 nucleotides. NCBI's taxonomy places the organism in Eukaryota, Fungi, Ascomycota, Eurotiomycetes, Eurotiales, Aspergillaceae. The record is from the annotation of a GenBank genome assembly.